ACUCUGUAUAAUAAGAAGUCUUCUUCAUAUGCAGCAGCAGCAGCAUCAGGCGGUCGGGGUCCAGGACUAUGGCACCAGUCUACUGAGUCUACUGAUCCUACCAUGAGGGUGAUCACUGUCAAAUGGCUGAGGUUAAAGAUCUGGAAGAAAAACACUUUCCUCUUCCUGCUCUUCUGGGGCUCUUGCUGGAUUUUCGUGAAUACUUUUCUGUUUGUUCAGCGGAGCAUGUUCUCCGACCAGUGCACUGAUGAGGAGAGCAGGAAGAUCCUGGCAGGACUGUGUUAUGAUUACAGCGAUGGAGCUGUGACAGGAGACCUGUGUGAAGAUCUCUGUGUGACGCACAAGUUGGUUUAUAAGCAUUGUCUUUACUACCGCCGGGGGAAAAAGGUUAUACAAGCUGACUGGCAAGGCAGUUCAAUAAUCCUAAAGUCAAAGAAUGACGUUUUUUCUAAAUUCCAAGCACCUAUCUUGUUGGACAAUUCAGAUCCCAGAACCCUUACAGAUACAGAACUUCUAGUCAUGGUAGCUGUGGAAUUUAAAAAUGCCCUGGGUUUGGACUUACCAAAUAACACCCUAGUACCCAUUUGGAUUGAAAGGAAGAAUCAUCAGAACUGGAAAGUGGAGCUUGCCAGUAUGUGGUCUUUAUUUCAGCAAGAAGAAUAUCUGCUCUUUAAUUUGCUGCAAGACUUCAGCCGACACGUCCUACAUGUAAUUGGAACCUGUGGACACUUCUAUGCAGUAGAGUUCCUGAGUGCUGGACACUCUUGGAAGCAAAAUCUCUUCUCCUUAGAGGAGGUUGUUGGUCAGUGCAGAACAGGUGAGCAAAGGAUGAAUGCUCUCCUUGAUAUCGCCAUCAGUUUUUUAGACAUGGUCCAUCAGUUUGACAACAAGUUCUCUCACCGGCUGCACCUUUGUGAUGUUAAACCGGAAAACUUUGCCAUUAGAAAUGACCUUACUGUGGUUGCCAUUGAUAUGGAUAUGGCAUUUUUCGAACCAAAAAUGCGUAACAUACUGGAGCAGAAAUGUACAUCUGAUAAGGACUGCAAUUUCUUUGACUGUUUUUCAACGUGUGAUUUAAAGACAUUCAUGUGUGGAGCGCAAAGGGAGAACAACAACCUACAAGUUAUCUGUGACAAGAUAUUUCGGCGAUGGUUCUCCAUCAGCAUUAUGGAGUCUACUGGUCCCUUCCCCCUUCAAGUUGAACUGCAUAAAGCUGUGCAGCAAUGUGCUCAGUCUACACAUAAGGAAACCUUGUUUUCAGAGUUAUACAGCCUAUUGAGUGCUAUUCAAAGACAGCUACAGAUAGGAAAUGUGUGAUCUCAGCGGUUGUGGAAAUAUUAGAAGGACCUGUCAAAUGGAGGAAACUUAUCUUUUAUUUACUAGAAGAUCAUAAAGACCUACUUACAAAAAUCUAGCUACAAACAUUUCUUUUAAUGUAUUUCAAUCAUCUCUCAGGUUUGCACUUCGUGAAAAAUAUUGGGGAUUAAGGGGCAGAUGUACUAAACCUUGGAGAGGGAUAAAGUGGAGAGAGAUAAAGUAGCAGCCAACCAACUCCUAAGUGUCAUGUUGCAGGCUACCUCUAAGGUUGAUGUCUCAAGCAGUGAAAAGAGUGGAGAAGUGGACAAAUGAAAAGUUACCUAUAGUAACCUGUCAGCUCCUAGGUAACAUUAUCAAGUAUAUGCUAUAAAAUCACAUGUAGAAACUGAUUAGUAACUAGGUGCAACUUCUCCACUUCACAUUUUCACUGCUUGAUACUGUACCUCAGUGCAUCACCCCCCUAAUGAUUAGCAAACGUGGUUUGUUAUGCACUGGGUGUUAGCAGUGGUCUAUAGUAUGUAAUGAGAAAAAAUAAAGUUUAUACAGUUUAAGCAUUUUA
Molecule: messenger RNA, 1876 nt
Organism: Pseudophryne corroboree (corroboree frog)
Lineage: Eukaryota; Metazoa; Chordata; Amphibia; Anura; Myobatrachidae
Gene: DIPK1C
Product: divergent protein kinase domain 1C
Exons: 4
Coding region: 103-1317 (404 amino acids)
Source: RefSeq, a predicted model, not a curated record